Striga asiatica is the source of this 1109-nucleotide messenger RNA. The record is from the annotation of a GenBank genome assembly. Lineage: Eukaryota; Viridiplantae; Streptophyta; Magnoliopsida; Lamiales; Orobanchaceae.
GGCAGGCCCCCGAAUCCUAGACUGAGAGAAUACCGAUCAAAAUAUUUUAACAGAUCCCANCAAAAAAAAAAAAAAGGGAACUUUCUGCUACGACUUUUGACCCGCACAGAAAACAAGUGUCCAUGGCGGCGAUCUCAGCUCCUACUCCAGUCAUCAAAGUCGCCGCCCUCUGCGGUUCUCUCCGCAAAGGUUCCUAUAAUCGCGGCCUCCUCCGUGCCGCUAUGGAUAUAUCGAAGUCGAUUGACGGGUUGGAGAUUGAGUAUGUGGACAUAUCACCAUUACCGUUUGUGAACACGGAUCUUGAAGUAAAUGGGACAUACCCACCUGCUGUAGAGGCAUUUAGACAGAAGAUUCUUGCUGCUGAUAGCAUACUCUUUGCGUCACCAGAGUACAACUACUCUAUCACUGGACCUCUGAAAAACGCCAUCGACUGGGCUUCAAGGGCACCAAACGUCUGGGACGACAAAGCAGCUGCAAUCGUGAGUGCAGGCGGUGGUUUUGGCGGUGGCCGGUCACAGUAUAUUCUCCGCCAAACAGGGGUUUACAUCAACCUUCAUUUCAUCAAUAAGCCGGAGUUCUUUCUAAACGCAUUCCAAACUCCCUCUCCAUUCGAUAGUGAUGGCAAUUUGAUCGAUGAUGCCUCCAAGACGAGGUUGAGAGCCGUUCUCUUGUCCUUGCAGGCAUUCACAAUCCGGCUCCAGGCUUAGUGUGUGGAGAUAUACCUCCCAGUAGGUGAGGUAAUAUUGUUCAAGAAUAUUCAUUAUCUGUGUGUGUGUAAUGGUACUACUCUUGUAUUGUGUUUGUGUGUGUUUUACUGGAAUUCGUGUACUUUGUCUAAAAUUUAUAGCGAUGUAUGAAUAAGAUUCGAUGAACUGUUUUUCUUGUUAGACAUCUUGAAUCGGCUGCAGUGCAGAUGUCUUUCAACUACACACUAUUAAUAAUUGUCGAUCUGUAGUUUAUUGCUUGUGGCUUGUGCAAUAUAAAUGUCUACUGGUGUGCUAACUGUUGAGCAGUGGUGCAUCUACUAGCUUGGUUGACACUUGAUAGUAUUAUAAAUGUGGUCUCAGUCUUGAUUGAUAACCAAAUAAGACUGGGGUUUUGUAGGGAGA